This is a messenger RNA of Galendromus occidentalis (western predatory mite), 1912 nucleotides long. RefSeq names its product GRAM domain-containing protein 4. The record is from RefSeq and is a predicted model, not a curated record. The transcript is spliced from 10 exons. The coding region runs from base 122 to 1912 and encodes 596 amino acids. Gene Ontology annotation, biological process: apoptotic process; negative regulation of toll-like receptor 9 signaling pathway. Lineage: Eukaryota; Metazoa; Arthropoda; Arachnida; Mesostigmata; Phytoseiidae.
UUCCACCGCGACGAAUGAGUCACCCGAGCCACCAUUGCCUGUGCGGACCAGAUUCAGCUUAUCGCUGCCGUCGAGUCCAAUAAUUCACACGAGAUUCUUCACGUAAUCGGGGGCAAUACUGAUGUACUCAAUCAUGGAGGAUCGUAGAAGAUUGAACAACGAGCCAACGCGCAGUGAGGCCGAAUCGCGUUCCGGGGGGGAAUGUGUCCGUGCGGGAUAUCGAUUCCCUUUCAAAAUAUCGUCUUCUUUCGGAACUCAGCUGGCCGUGCCUCUCCUCAUCGGAAGAAAUGUGUCGUGCCCUGACCUCACUCAGGAGUUCGAGAAGGAACUCCAGCUCGAGGAAAUGAAUAAAUUGGCGAACACUAGGCAUUUGCAACCCCCGACGCUGAACACAGACUUCGGCUCGAUGGAAAGUUUCAUCAACUCGGAUGAUGAAACUAUUUCAUCCUUCUCCAUAAAGGACUUCAGCAGAAGCUCUUCCGAGUUAAGUAUCCGCAAACUCGGCAAUGAGAACGCUGCUCUUAGAACGUCCUUCCGCGGGCGGCGAGGUUCGCAGCCAAACGCGAUUCCUCAACAGUCAUCACCACCGAGGAUUACCGUCAGCGAUCACUCAGUUUUCCACAAUGAGCGGGGCAUUGAUAUCAUCGACACGAACUCGGCGAACCAUGCAAAGCUCCUUUGGAAGCUCAGCAAGCUCGCGAAGAGAUGGUUCAAUCAGCUCAAAGAAGACUUCUCCGAAAUCAGACCCUUCGAGAUCAAGGAUCGACCUCUGUUCGAGUACGAAGACUCGUUUUCGAUCAAAUACACAACGGACGCACUCAACCGUUUCGAUGAUAUUUUUGCUGCGCUCGUCGACGGCCCCUUGAGAGAUGGCUACAACGAGUAUUUAAAGAUCACGCAGUGGGUGCUGCCCAUCCAGACGAUGUUGACGCUCCUCGUUCUGCUGCACUCGCUCUGGACGGAAUACAUAGUCACACUGAUUCUAAUCGCCGUAGCCGUAUCGUUGAUACGGAACUAUCUCAUUGAAAAGGGUUGGAUCUUCGAGAAGGACCGACUCAGCUUCGAGGCCAGGCGGCGGCCGAAUGCCGUUCGCUUGACAAAUCUUCUCCAGCUAAAUAUGAGGGUUACAGUGUCUCUACACAUGCUAACGGACUGUAUGGACAAGGUUUUGGCUUUAUGGACCUGGAAGCGACCCACGAUAACGGCUAGCCUCUUACUCGUAUUGACGUUGAGCAGCGCGGUUUCGGUGUUCGUUCCAGCAGCGUUCCUCUGUAAAUUCGCUGGAACGGCUCUCAUCUUGAAGAUCUUCAUCCUAGAUUACAUAUUCUUCCGUUUCCCGAGGGUUCGAGCGAAGUACGACCUGCUUUACAUAUGGUACAACGAGCUUCCCACAGGCAAAGAUCUGGAGCGUCAACAGAAGUUCCACAACUCAUUGAAGCUCUCGAAAAGUUCCAACGAUCUCAGUUCGAUCCGAUCAUCCUUCGAUCCAUCGGUCCUCAGAAAGUUGGAAGAGAAACUGAGCAAUCUUUUCGAGUUGAGUCAUAUUGAAAGGCUCGUGACCGGUUGGGAGCUCGGGAAGAGAUGCACCAUGAUCAACAAGGAGAAGGCUCUCACCGGCGCGUUCAAGAGCGGAAGGAUAUUCCUAACGGAACAGCACUUGCUAUUCAUGAGGUACAAAACGCAUUCGCCGAAGAACGUCGCCAUCGCGUUCGAGCACAUCCUCCGAGUGGAAAAAUCCAAGCACUCUGGCUGGUUACCAGGCGACGCGCAAACGCUACAAAUUUUCACCGAUAAUGGCGGCGUGUACACCCUCGGCGCCCUCGGUGACAGGGACGAGGUGUACCGUGAAAUCUCCGAGCACGCCGCGCAGCAUUCCUACAAACGAAAAUUACGGCAACGCGCCGGGACCUGA